Erigeron canadensis is the source of this 1062-nucleotide messenger RNA. RefSeq lists its product as uncharacterized. Lineage: Eukaryota; Viridiplantae; Streptophyta; Magnoliopsida; Asterales; Asteraceae. Bases 1 to 1062 code for a protein of 353 amino acids. The record is from RefSeq and is a predicted model, not a curated record. The transcript has a single exon.
AUGGAAUCAAGAAUUUACAAAAAAAAUUUGUCUUUGGGUUUUACACAAUCCAAACAUGAUUACUCUCUGUAUGUUAGAUCUGACAAUGGAAAAUUCUUGAUUGCCCUGGUAUAUGUUGAGGAUGUGUUGUUAACUGGCAAUAAUGAAGAAGAUAUUGUCUCUGUUAAAGCUGCUUUGGAUGCAAAAUUUACCAUUAAGGAUUUAGGCCCCGCAACAUAUUUUCUUGGUAUUGAGAUAUGCAGAACUGCCAAUGGGACUUAUUUGAAUCAAAGAAAAUACAUUCUGGGUUUACUCAAAGAGUCUGGCCUCACUGCAGCCAAGCCUGCAGAUACACUAUUUCCUUCAGAUAUCAAAUUGAGUUUGACUUCAGGAAAACUCUUAGCUUCUGCAAAAAGUUAUAGAAGGCUUGUUAGACGACUUCUUUAUCUAACUAUGACACGUCCAGAUAUUUCUUAUCCUGUUCAACAUCUUAGUCAAUUUGUAUCUAAUCCUACUGAUGAACAUAUGCAAGCAGCAAGACACCUUCUUCGAUAUUUGAAAGGAACAAUUUGUGAAGGUUUAUUUUACCUUGUGCAACAAAGCUUACAAUUAACAUGGUUUUCUGAUGCUGACUGGGCCUCUUGUGUUAUGACUCGUCGAUCUCUUACUGGUUAUUGUAUCUUUUUGGGACAUUCUCUUAUCUCUUGGAAAACAAAGAAACAACCAACAGUUUCGAGGUCUUCUACUGAAGCUGAGUAUCGAAGUAUGGCGGCUACCACAUGUGAAUUACUCUGGUUGAGCUACCUUUUGACAGAUUUACAUGUUCCUGUCAAGCUUCCAAUUACUCUUUUCUGUGAUAACAAAUCUGCGCAAUUGAUAGCUGCUAAUCCUUGUUUUCAUGAACGAACCAAGCACUUGGCCAUUGAUGUUCACUUCACUCGAGACAAGAUAGAAGAAGGAUUUUUACAAACUGCACAUAUUCCUUCCAAACUUCAAUUAGCUGAACUCAUGACUAAGCCUUUAACUCAUGAGCAACAUUCCAUUUUAAGUUCCAAACUGGGUCUUUCCGCGCCUCCAGUUUGA